Camellia sinensis is the source of this 389-nucleotide messenger RNA. NCBI's taxonomy places the organism in Eukaryota, Viridiplantae, Streptophyta, Magnoliopsida, Ericales, Theaceae. The record is from RefSeq and is a predicted model, not a curated record.
AGACCUUUCUGUGGAGGAUGUGGUAAGUACAUACCAGGGAUGUUCUUUAGUUGUUCGAUAUGUUUCGACAAUAAAGACGACAAGUUCUGCGUUUGCCCCAAGUGUUUUAGCAAUGAAAAUAAAAGUUACACCCAUAAACAUUUGCCUGACUGUUUCUUGGAUAACUUUGCUUUGCUUGAAGCUAAGAGAAAGAUGGCUAUGGAUACCACAAUGCCACCUCCUCUCUCGGAAGAGCCUAAGAAGAAGUCGACUUGGCUGCUCAGAUUACUCGAGUCAGCGAUUGGCGUUGCGGUUGUGGCUGGCGCUGAGGGUGCGACUGUUGCUGGCGCUACGGCUGCGGCUGACCUUGCGGCUGAGGGUGACAGCUGUAGCAUUAUGUGAGAGAAAUG